Molecule: messenger RNA, 2037 nt
Organism: Limulus polyphemus (Atlantic horseshoe crab)
Lineage: Eukaryota; Metazoa; Arthropoda; Merostomata; Xiphosura; Limulidae
Exons: 3
Coding region: 342-833 (163 amino acids)
Source: RefSeq, a predicted model, not a curated record
GGGUGAGGAGGGAGUGAGCAUUUUUUAAACGUACAUACAACAUUGGCAUGUGUGCCUUCAUUGAAAAGAAAACAGAAACUUCAGUAAACAACUAGAGAAAAUUGAUGCAACAAAAAAGCCCUUUUGUAAAACAACAUUGGGUGUUAUUUAUUAAAUUUUUAUGAUGAAUUUCUCAUUAUGGAACAAAUAUCUAACUUUUAUACUGAGAAGCAAGUUAGGUAAUUUGUAUGUACAAAAAAGUAACACAAAAUUUGUGGUGGCAUCUAUGGAUUAGUAAGGCACGUGGUUAGUGGAUGUACAGUUGGAAGCAUGCAUCAUUCGUGUUUGGUGUAUGACAGUGCAUGACAAUGAUUUCUUCUGGAAAUCUAAACAACAUGCCUUCUGGUCUUGAAAUACUUUGGUUAGAACUUCACAUCAUGUUAGAAAGUACUCAAGAAUGGCUGAAAAAUAAUCAGAUAGUGCAGCGUUGGUUGGAAAUGUGUCAGGAAUACCCCAUUCUGUCAUUGUGUGUAACAAUAACUGCUAGUUUGUGCUCGAUACCACUGAUAGCAUUUGCUACUUUCAUUCUGGGAGUAAUGUUAGCCUUGUUAUUGGCAUUUUUAUUCAUUGAAGGAACACUCUUGAUGGCAGGUUUGGUUCUUUUGAGUGGGGUACUCAUGGUGAUCAGUGCUGCUGUAGUCAGUAUUGGAGCUUCAGCUGUAGCUAUUCUAGCUGUGUGCAACAGACUACAACAUCUGGUGAUGGGAGUGAAGAAGACAGUGACUGAAGAUGGAGUGACACCUGCUUACUCUACCUCAGACAAUUUUCAAAGAGCCCCAGAAAAAGGACUUUAAACAUUUAGAAUGAUAAUACAAGCUUGAACAUGUAUAUUAUGAUAGUUUUGCCAAAUGACUUUAGAAAUGCUGAAAUCUUAAAUUGUGCACAGUCAUAAUUAAGUUAAAACCUUUAACCAUAUAUAUACCUUAAGAAGAAUCUUGUUUGUUCAUAAAAUAUAUUGCCAGUUAACUUUAUUUUAACUUUGGAACUCUCUUCUUCAAACUUAGAACUUUCUAGUUGCAUACAAUUUAAUAUUAGAAUGAAGAUAUUGGUUUUUGUUUAUUGUAUAUUUAUGGAUUAUUUAUUAAUAUGUAAAUUUGAUUAAUUCCAUGUUUGAAAUCAAAAUUUUGAUUUAAAAGAAACUUUUCAUAAUAUCCAUAAGUUAUGUAUAAAGAUACAAUUCCACAAAUGAAAUUAUCACUUACAAGCACAAAUUUAAGUAUACAAAUCUUCUGUGUGACAAAAUAUAGCAGCAAGUAUGCUUGUUACAGUCAUAUAAAUUCUGUUUCCUAUAAAAUUUGUGUAUCGAUGUGAGAAAUAUAUGGAAACAAUCUGGGUGAAGUUUUUGCACUUAAGUUUUUCACCCCCCCCCCCAUUUCUGUUUUUAAAGGGGCUAAAUCUGUGUAAAUCUUUUAAAGUGUUCCAAUUUAAUUUUGAAUGUGCCUCAAAGUAAGGGAAUCUAGUAUUGAUAUGAUUAAAAAAAAAAAGUUUGCAUAUAUAUUUUUCAAUAUACAGUCCUGAUAUUUUUGUCUUGCAGCUGUCUGUGACAUAAAAAUAGUAAAAACCUUUUUUGCUUUGUUUAAUAUAGUUCACAAAUUUUUAUGCUCCGUGUAGCUGUUUAGUUAAAAACAUAUUUGUCAAACAGUUUGUAUAUAUUUAAAGUUCAUGUUCUUGUACUGUAAGUAAUCAAAUCUUACUAAAAUUAAGAUGAGCAUGAAUAUGUGUGUAUGUAAUCCAUAGUUCAAAUCAUGUAAAGACCUAACCAAAUUAAUUCUACUUUAUAGUUUUAUAUAUUUAAAGUUCAUGUUCUUGUACUGUAAGUAAUCAACUCUUACUAAAAUUAAGAUGAGCAUGAAUAUGUGUGUAUGUAAUCCAUAGUUCAAAUCAUGUAAAGACCUAACCAAAUUAAUUCUACUUUAUAGUUUUUGAGUUAAACUAAGUUUAUUGUAUGUAUAUAUUUUAUAUUUAAUAAUUGGCCAAUUAAAAAAUUUUUCACAUAUU